This is a messenger RNA of Closterium sp. NIES-65, 2462 nucleotides long. NCBI's taxonomy places the organism in Eukaryota, Viridiplantae, Streptophyta, Zygnematophyceae, Desmidiales, Closteriaceae. The record is from the annotation of a GenBank genome assembly.
AUGGACGCCUCACAAGUGGUCGAGGCCGUGUCCAUUCUCUACACCGAUCCCUCCCCGGAUCGCAAGUCGCAGGCCAACGCAUGGCUCACCUCCUUCGCCGCAACUCCCGCCGCAUGGGGCGUCGCCGCGAGUCUCGUCGAGUCAGCGCAGUCAAUGGAAGUCCGUUACUUCUGCGCCAAUCUCCUGCUUUCGAAAGCGCGUUCCGAUCUCUCUGCUCUCCCCCCAGAUUUGCGCGCGGAGCUCGGCGCGCAUCUGCUGCGCCUCGUCGCGUCCUACAUGACUAAUAGCAGCGUGCCACCUGUCGUUCUCUCUCGCGUCUGCCUCGUCGUGGCGGCGGUCGCGCUGCGGUCGGCCAAUCAGCACGCGCUGAAUGCCAGCACGCUAUUGGACGUCGUGCUCCGCGCCGCUGACGUGGCGGAGAAGAGCGAGGGGGGGGCUGGGCCACAAGGGUUGGGGGGCGGGGGCGGGGGAGGGGGAAGCGCAAGCGACCAGGCGCUGGCGGUGGUGGUGGCGGUGCUGCAGGGGGUGGCGGAAGAGGCGGAGCAGCUGGACAGGCGGAACACAGAGAUCACCCUCGCGCUCAUCCGGACGCGCUUCCCGGACCUGCUUCAAAUCAUCCAGACCUACACGCAGCGCCACAGCUCCUCCCUCUCCGCGCCCUCCUUCCCCCCGCACCCCCCGCCCCUCCUCUCCGCCUUCCUCCGCCUGCUCCUCACCUGGCUGCACCUCGACUUCGCCUCCGUGGGCCAGCAGCCAGUCACAGCGUGCCAGCUCAGCACCGCCUUCCCCUUCCUCUGGCACUUCAUUCUCCGCUCGCUCGCAUCGCCCCACCCGCCUGUCGCUGCCACCAGUGCUGAUAUUCUUGUGGCGCUCGUCAGCCAAUCAGAGUCACAAGGCCCCGGCCCGGCACCAGACAGACGCAUGAGCACCAUUCAUGUCUGCCGUGGCACAGUCAGUCAGGCACAGUCAGGCCAAUGGUCGCACGAGGCCAGGCGGGCGGUGCAAAGGGCACUGAGCGCCGUGGCACUGGCUGUGGCAGAGGAGCACCCAGAGGCGCUCACGGACCCGUGCACCCCCGAGGCUUCAUCCCUUCCUCCACUUCCCCCACUUCCCCCACUCCCUCCCUCCCUUUCUACCGCUCUCCCCCCCCAGCACCGGUCAGGCCAAUGGACGCAUGAAGCCAGGCGGGCGGUGCAGAGGGCACUGAGCGCCGUGGCAGUGGCCGUGGCAGAGGAGCACCCAGAGGCGCUCACGGACCCGCCACCAGACGCAUCAGCACCUGUCAUCUCGUCCGUUUUGAAGGCCCUGUUAGACGCGUGGGACGUGGCCCAGGCACAGUCAGGCCAAUGGUCGCACGAGGCCAGGCGGGCGGUGCAAAGGGCACUGAGCAGCGUGGCAGUGGCGGUAGCAGAGGAGCACCCAGAGGCGCUCACGGACCCGCGUGCGCCCGAGGGCAUGGCUGUGGGGGAGGUCGUGCUGGCGUUCGCUGCAGGGGGCGGGGGAGCGUGGGGGGGUGGGGAGGGCGGCGAGGGGGAGAGCGCGGAGGAGGUGGAGGCGAGUGCAGACGGGGUGGUGGAGUUCUUCUCAGCGGUGAAUAUAGUGCCGGUGAACGAGAGGAGUGAGGGGUACCGAGGACCGCUCUUCUUACGGCUGGCUGAAGUGUUGACCACCAAGGCAGCCUAUCCGCCGUCGUUCACAUCGUGGGCCGACAACCAGGAAGAUGCUGAUGCCUUCUACCGCUUCAGGGACCAGCUAGCAGCGGACGGGUUGCACAUGGCGUUCGGGCUGCUGCCACUGGAGUACAUGGAUCGUGUGGGGGCGUCCCUGCAGGUGGGUGGGUGGGGGGAGCUUCUUGCAGGGACCGUGUGGGGGGCGUCCCUGCCACUGGAGUACAGGGACCGUGUGGGGGGCGUCCCUGCCACUGGAGUACAGGGACCGUGUGGGGGGCGUCCCUGCCACUGGAGUACAGGGACCGUGUGGGGGGCGUCCCUGCCACUGGAGUACAGGGACUGUGUGGGGGGCGUCCCUGCCACUGGAGUACAGGGACUGUGUGGGGGGCGUCCCUGCCACUGGAGUACAGGGACCGUGUGGGGGGCGUCCCUGCCACUGGAGUACAGGGACCGUGUGGGGGGCGUCCCUGCCACUGGAGUACAGGGACCGUGUGGGGGGCGUCCCUGCCACUGGAGUACAGGGACCGUGUGGGGGGCGUCCCUGCCACUGGAGUACAGGGACUGUGUGGGGGGCGUCCCUGCCACUGGAGUACAGGGACUGUGUGGGGGGCGUCCCUGCCACUGGAGUACAGGGACCGUGUGGGGGGCGUCCCUGCCACUGGAGUACAGGGACCGUGUGGGGGGCGUCCCUGCCACUGGAGUACAGGGACUGUGUGGGGGGCGUCCCUGCCACUGGAGUACAGGGACCGUGUGGGGGGCGUCCCUGCAGGUGCGAGCGAGAGCAGGGGACUG